Messenger RNA from Geodia barretti, 726 nucleotides. Lineage: Eukaryota; Metazoa; Porifera; Demospongiae; Tetractinellida; Geodiidae. The record is from the annotation of a GenBank genome assembly.
AUGUUCCUCUUUUGCGUGCUCGCAUCAGCCCAAGAAUCCACUCCCGAUAUUGAAACCAUCAUCAAAAAGAUAGAUCAGCUCUAUCGUAGCGAGACAAGCCACGCUGAAAUGGAGAUGCACAUCGUCACGCCGCAUUGGGAACGCACCCUCGCGAUGACAAUCUGGUCAAAAGGGAUGGACAGGACGUUCAUCCAGAUUACGGCACCGAAGAAGGAACAAGGGGUCGCGACACUGCGCAUCGGAAAUGAAAUGUGGAACUAUCUGCCCAAGACCAACAAAGUCAUGAAGAUUCCGCCAUCAAUGAUGAUGGGGUCGUGGAUGGGUUCCGAUUUCACGAAUGACGACUUAGUCAGGGAAUCGUCAAUGCUCAACGAUUAUACUUACCAGUUCGUUACACCUGAAGAUGCAUCUCCCGACCAUCUCUACGUUCAACUCAUACCGAAAGAGGACUCUCCGAUCGUUUGGGGAAAGAUUGUUGCCGCAGUGCAAUCCAGCGAUUAUCUACCCGUAUGGCAGCACUUCUAUGACGAAAAAGGAAACUUGAUGCGGGUUAUGAAUUUCAAAGAGAUCAAAACCUUUGGUGACAAAAUCGCACCUUCUGUAAUGGAGAUAAUCCCCCAAAACAAAGACGGACACAAAACGGUUGUUCGAUGGUUAAACGCCACAUUCGAUUCCGAUAUAGACGAUAAAAUUUUCACGCGCCGAAACCUUCAGAAAAGGAGAUAG